CUGCUUUUUCUUCUUAUCUUAAUCUCUCAGAAUUUCAGGGUCGGAUUAGACAAAUUGUGUUCAGCUUGAAGUGUUCCCUGCGCAGGUCUGGUUCAUCACACGCGCGUGCACGGUGCAUGAGGCGGCUCUCGCGCAGCUGAAUGAGUCUUUCACACACACACACGCACACACACAGCAGUGAGGAGGAGGAUCUCAGUCUGGGCUGGAAGAAUGUAAGGGUGUGUACAUGAGUCAUGACCACAGAUUUCACUCGACAUGUACCUUUCUGGACAGGGUUCAGGUGUUCACUCAGGCUUUCUGACAGAAAUCAAGCUGUAUUCUCAGCAAAGCUUCAUCUGGAUUCGUUAUAGACACACCACUGAUGUGAUGAUGCACUGAUCCUCGCGAGAGAAAUGAGUGUGUGAAGACUUUACCUCCAGCGUUGUGUUUUCACCAGACCCACAGAGACCGAGAGGGACAUCCCGUUGAGCUGCAGGUGUUGAGCUCGGCUCCCGAGGCGUGAAGAUGCUGCAGCAGAUAUUGUCUGACAUGUUCAUCCAGCCCGAGCUGCUGGCCGAGCUGAACGAGGAACAGAAACAGAUUCUGUUCUUUAAGAUGAGAGAAGAACAGAUCCGCAGAUGGAGAGAAAGAGAGGCGCAGCUGGAGAAGGAGGAAGCUGCACGUGUCAAAGCCAAAAAAGUUUCAGGAAAGACUUUGUCGUGGAUGAAGGGUCUGGAUGAGGAUGUGUGGGUUUGGGUGAUGGGAGAACAUCCUGAAGACAAACCCUACGAUCAAAUCUGUGACGAGAUCAUGGGCGAGAGAGCAGCGCUGCAGGCUCAGAGAGAGGCCGAGGAGCUCCGGGCUAUGAAAGAGGCCGAGCUGGAGAAGCGUUUUUCUGGCCUGGAGCAGGUUGUGUUGUCAGAGCAGGAGGUCCAGCGGAGGAGAGCGGAGGAGGAACUCAAGGCACUGGAGCUGGAGGAGAGGCGUAAGGCCGAGGAGGAGCUGAGGAGGCUGGAGCAGGAGAGGAAGCAGCAGAUUUACAUCAGUCUGAAGGAGGUGCAGAGCAGUAAACACACUCCAGAGGAGGAGGAGGACAAGGAGUGGAAGAACACAUUGCAGAAGUCAAAAGCUGCAGACAUGCGCAGACGAUCUCUGGCCAAGCAGACUAUUGAGGACCACCGCAGACGCUCAGUUAAAGCUCUAGAAAGAGGACGGGUAGAGGCCAUGACAAAGGCCUUCGGAAGCACCAAUUUAACCACUCCACCCAAACCCAAACCCAGAAACAGCAGCGGUGCUAUCAGCCGGAAGGGUGGCAUGCGGCGCUCAGUGACAACUUCUUGCCGAGAUCAUAUUAUUCGCUGGUUUAAGGAGGAACAGUUGCCGCUCAGAGCAGGAUUCCAGCGCGACCAAAGCCGGAUCGCAUCCUGGUUUCACGGUAUAAUAUCUCGUGAACAGGCAGAGGCUCUAUUGAACGAGGGAGAGCCUGGGGACUUCCUGGUGCGUGUUAGCGAGAGGAUCUUUGGAUAUGUGCUUUCCUACCGAUCCAGUGAGGGAGUCAAGCACCUGCUGAUCGAUGCUUCAGAGAGCUGCUACAUGCUGCUGGGAGACCAGAUCAGAUUCAGCUCGCUCACUGAACUGCUGGAAUAUCAUCAGGUAGAGCCUCUGAGCUCGUCUGGAGCGGAGGAGUAUCUGCGGCGCGCGUGUGGACAGAAAGCAGCCGCACCAGAUUAUGCAGAGCUCUUCAUCUGAACGCCAACCAACAGAAGAGUGGAGAAGCUGUGCCUUAAGGCUGACUUAUACUUCUGAGUUGGACCUACGCAUCAGUUUUCAUUUAUACUUCUGCGUCGGUGGCAGUACACAUGCAAACGCUAGUCUUCAGUGUCCACACUGGUGUAACCUGCAGAACCACGACAGAAGCCCAAAGAGGAAACGGCUCGUCGGAGAAGCAUUAAAGCUGUGACAGCAACAGAUAAAUAUCAAAUCAUUAUUUAAAACUACAAAAAGAGACAACAAAGGAACAGGAGAAGGGAUUCUUUCCAUCUCCACAAGGACUUGUACCAGGGCAGAUCAACACUGUUGGUCGAGGACAACUAGUGAUGUAUAAUGCUAUGUAAUUAAUAAAUGAUAAGAACCUUG
Messenger RNA from Carassius auratus (goldfish), 2115 nucleotides. Its product is annotated as SH2 domain-containing protein 4A-like. Gene Ontology annotation, cellular component: cytoplasm. The record is from RefSeq and is a predicted model, not a curated record. Lineage: Eukaryota; Metazoa; Chordata; Actinopteri; Cypriniformes; Cyprinidae. The coding region runs from base 505 to 1728 and encodes 407 amino acids. The transcript has 9 exons.